Messenger RNA from Alligator mississippiensis (American alligator), 5038 nucleotides. RefSeq names its product pleckstrin homology and coiled-coil domain containing D1 (gene PLEKHD1). NCBI's taxonomy places the organism in Eukaryota, Metazoa, Chordata, Crocodylia, Alligatoridae. The transcript is spliced from 14 exons. The coding region runs from base 457 to 2031 and encodes 524 amino acids. The record is from RefSeq and is a predicted model, not a curated record.
CUCCGUCCCUCCCUGGCUCCCAUCCAGGGCUCCUGAGCUGUUCUGCGGAAUAACCAUCCUUACAGACUGGCUCUCACGCAGAUAAUUUGGCAUGUCAUGCUAUAUCUGAGUGCUCUCCCUCUUUUUCUCCCCCCUCCCCCCAACCUUUUUCUUUCCCCUCAUUCCCUGUCCUUGUGUAUUCCUGAUCUGUGGGUUCUUUCAGUCUCCUUUCUCAUGGACUGGGAUGUUUUCUCUCUUUAAUGCAUCAGGAAGUGAUACACAAUGAGGAACCUCUCAUCCCCUGUGCAUCAGGGAGAGAAUUAUUGACUGAGCGCUGAGCAGUCCAGUAAUUGAUUUAAACCAUAUCCUCACUCUCUCUCUGUCUCUCGCUUGGAGUGGCUGGUUCCGUCCUUCUGGUUCAUUUCAUUUAAUUGGAUUCCCUGAGCUGCAAAGCCGAGGGAAUAAAAUCCACUGAGAAUGUUCACUUCAAAAUCCAACUCUGUGUCCCCUUCUCCGUCCAUGGAACAGGCAGAUUCGGAUGCCCUGGAUAUCAGCACCAAAGUGCAGCUGUAUGGAGUGCUCUGGAAGAGACCCUUUGGAAGGCAGUCUGCCAAGUGGUCCAGGAGGUUCUUCAUCAUCAAGGAGAGCUUUCUGCUUUACUAUGCUGAGAGUGAAAAGAAGAAUUUUGAAAGCAAUAAAUACUUCAAUAUUCACCCAAAGGGUGUCAUUCCUCUGGGGGGCUGCAUCGUGGAGGCCAAAGAAGAGCCCAACAUGCCUUAUGCCAUAAAGAUCUCCCAUGAGGACUUCCAUGGUAACAUUGUCCUUGCAGCUGAGUCAGAGUUUGAACAGGCCCAGUGGCUGGAACUGCUGCAGGAGUCUGGGAAAGUGACCUGGAAGAAUGCCCAGCUGGGAGAAGCCAUGAUUGAGAGCCUUGAAGCUCAGGGGCUGCAGCUGGCCAAGGAGAAGCAGGAAUAUUUAGAUAAGUUGAUGGAAGAGACAGAGGAGCUGUGUCUGCAAAGGGAGCAGAAAGAGGAGUUGGAGCGUCUUAACCAGGUGCUGGAGGCAGAAAAGCAGCAGUUUGAAGAAGUGGUACAGGAGCUACGGCUGGAGCAAGACCAGAUUAAACGGGAGCUAGAGCUGACAGCCCAGUCUCUCAAGGGAGUGGAGGAAGAGAAGAAGGAUCUGCGAAGCCUGACAGAGUCCUUACAGAAAACACUGGAGGAGCUUUCUGUGGAAAAGCAAAGAACCCUGGAGUUGUUGCAAGAGAAUGAAAACAAGCUUCAGCCUCUCCCCAACAUUAGCAAGCAGCAAAACCCCAGCCGGGGUUUGCACAGCAACCUCCGCCAGAUUGAGGAGAAGAUGCAUCAGCUUCUGGAGGAGAAACUCCUAGCAGAGAGGAGGAUGAAGGAGAAUGAGGAGCGGUCCCAGGCCCUGGAGCAGGAGCGGGAGUUUUACUCUUCUCAGUCGCAGGCACUGCAGAACUCGCUCUCAGAGCUGACUGCAGAGAAGCUGCAAACAGAAAGAGACCUCAAGGCUGAAGUAAAGGUACGUAUGGAUCUAGAGAGAAGACUAGGGGAGGCUGAGGAAGCCCUCCAGAGCUUGGAGCAAGGCUUAAAUUCUGUUGAUCGCAAUGAGGAGAAGGAAGAGAAAAUGAAAGCUGAUGUCAGCAACUUGAAAAAGUUCUUUGAGGAGUGCAUCCGGAGUGCCGAGCUGGAAGCCAAGAUGCCCAUGAUCAUGAAGAACUCCGUGUACAUUCACAGGGCUGCCACCCGCCGAAUAAAAAGCUGCCGCUUUCACCGCCGGAGGGCCAGUGCUUCAUGGAACGACUCGCUGUUGCCCUCGCAAGGGGCUGCAGGCAGAGAAAUGUGGGGCUCUUCUGUCCGCAGAGAAGUGAAGCAGUCACAGUCCUUCGUCUUCUCCCAGACAGAAGCAGAUAACAUCGUGGAGCUGAAGGAAGUAGCCAAGACGCUGAGCCAGGACCAGCACUUCCGGGAAACCCUCUAUCAGAUCAUGAUGUCACAGAAAGAUUCUGCCCGUGGGGACAAGAAGUGAAACCUUGUCUCCUUCCAUUGGGAGGGGGCUUCUGAUCUCAAUACAUCCUGCAACUCAACAAACACUAAACCACUGGGUACUGAGGUCAGGAGGGCAGCUUGCUCCUUUGUGAGGAAAAAGGCAAGGCAGGGUGCAUGCAACACCCUGUGGUUGGUGGUUAGUUUUCCUUUGCAUUCCUGAGCACUGCUGAUCUUUUUCUCUCUCUCUGCCUUUAGACCAGCUGAUCUGCUCUGCCAUUUACUCCAAGUCCCAUCAGUUUACUUCAGCUGUUCUCAUUAGGACAUGGUCUACCCAACUACCACAGUCAGCAUUAAAGUGAACAACAGACCUUAGCCUAGAGAGUCCCCAGUCCCUUCUUUACCAUCUAGUUUGCCUGUCAGAUGUAGGUACUUUUGAAAAACGCCUUUAAUUCCCUCGAUGUCCAGGUAGCAAACCUAGCAGGUCAGAUGAAGCUGAAUUGCUGUCUGCCUUCUUUUCUGUGGCUAGGACAGGGCAUCCCUGGCUCUGUGCUGUGAAGAGGGAUAUUAUUUAGUGCAUUCCCUAGAGACUGCAGCAGUCUCAGCUCACUAAGCAUGUGCAAUAAUGCCAGGCAUAGAACAACCUCUUGGUGCAACAAUUUUUAAGCAAAUGGCAGUGGCACAAAAUGGACAAAACCUGGAGGGAUGCCUUGGGAGGGCCAAUGUGGCCCCAAGAUUUAGGCUGAUGAGAGAGAGAGCCUCCUCCCUAAAGUAGCCACACAUUUGAAACGUCAUGUUCAGCUGUCAGUGGGUACAGAGUAGGAGGGCCACUGCCACUGACCCUGCUUUGUAUAGUGACACCAAUGACUAGAAUCAGGGACAGAACUACACAUGGACACUGGUCUAAGGGGACAGAUGCAGGACCUGUAUGUCCCUCUCUCCAGUGCCCCUAACAGCUCACUCAUAUGUGAUCAGUAGCUUAUUAUAGUCCUCUGAGACUGAGGCAGCAAAGUGAGGAGAACCAAGCAAUGAGUCCUGCUACUACAGUGUUAAACUAAUGUACAACCUGAGGAAUGCUCCCUCCUUCCCACUUCACAGAGCGCUAUCACCAGUGUCAUACCAGCCACCUACUGGCUUUACCUUGCAUAGGUUACAUAAGAGUUCCUCUGCAGCAUAGCUUCCACCUUUGUGAAUAAUCAGGUUGCAGAGGAACACCCGGGGUUGAGAAGGGAGGGGUCUGCCUUCCCAUCCUGGCCCCUGCUGCUGCUGUCAUGGAAGCCUGGAUUCAUCUUAGCCCAGAGGAGAUAGCCAGCAUGUGGUUACCCUGUGAAUUAAAGGAGAGAGAGGGAUUGUUUUGUGGAGACCCCAUUGCCAGUAACAGUUUCUUUAAAUAAAUAACCCUACAAGGCUGCUAGUUAUCCAGGAUACAACAAGUACACUACCCAACACUUCAUAAACACAUGAGAUGGGGAAGUAUUGUUAUCCUUGUCGUAUAGAAAGGAAAACUGAGACACUGAAAUGUUCAAGGACUUGCCCAAGGUUACAAAAGUGGUGGCAUAAGUGAACUGAGAAGGGUCUUUGUGCUCCUAGCCACCUUCUCCUUCCAGUAGAUCAAUUGUCCUAUCAGUGAAGUUCUCUUUAUAGGUAGAAAUCGGGGGAGAGGGUGGAGACUGAGGCUUGAGCUAUCACAAGGAGUGUGGGGCUGGUAAAGCAAGAUAGUUCCAGCAGGGUCUGUGAAUCUGGAGCGUUGCUUGGUGCCUCUAAGCAGAUAUGAACUGAUCAGGGAGCAUGGAAGGGAAGCCAUGAGGACAUGGCCUACACCUAUUUUAUUUUUUGGUGCCUGGCAAUGGGAUGAUUCAGAUGGUGACAAUGUCUGACACCAAAGGCUUCAAGUGAAGCCAGGCUUCAUGUGAUCAGACAAGCAACCUUGUAAAAGUGCUUCCUCUAACUGUUCUGGUCCCUUUAUGUUUUCAACUUAUGCAAACACAUUUUGGCUCCCACAGUGCCAGUACAGCUCCAAAAGAGCAAGCUGCAGUCUAUUCUUCCCUGCCUCUUCAUAACAAAAAUCACCAGUUGACUUCCAAAUAUACAAUCUGAAUUGGUUGAGGAGAGAAGAGACGGACUCAGCUUGGUCCUGGGGAGGGAGUUUGCAAUCCAAGUAGUUAGAAAAAUCACUUUUUGACUUGUAUAUCCAACACCUUUAAUCUGCCAUCAAACUCCACAUUUUCAGUUUGACAGAGCUGUUAUACUCAGGAGAUGGCUGUAUUUUGCCUUCCUUUAUGAUGCAGCAUUAGUUAUAUAAUAAAGUAACAUUAUCUCUAGGGGGAGCUCCUGUGUGGUCCUACUAUAACAUCAUAGCACUGAUUAUCACAUCUCCUGUUUGGAAGGCAGCCUGUUCAUUUUCUCAGGCUUCAUUCAUUACUGUGAAAUUGGUGAUGGUGGUUGUGUUAUUUGACUGCUCCAGUCAGAUGCUGCACAUCAUCUGUGAGAGAAAUACAUAUACAUAUAUGCCUUUGUCCUUCCUUCUGCUUUCACUUGCUUUUCCCUCCUAUGUGUCCUGCACCUUGGCUUCCAAGUCUAGAUCCUGGAUUAAAAUGUAUUUUAAGGUUAAAAUCAACAUGUAUUAAACUCAAAGUAAAAAAGAAAAGAAAAGAAAACCCCGUCAGCAAUCUGGAACCAAUGUCCACACAUGUAAUCUGUUAAUUUACAUUAAAGAUUUGUCUCUAUGGCACAAUGCUGUGCUGUAUGGAGAUGCCAGACCCAUUUCAGCCAUGUCCCACUCAAGCCUGCUGAGGAGGCCUGGCUUGACUAGUUCAGAUGUCUCUCCCUGGCAUCUGCAUUGUGCCCUGUGGUCCUACCCUACGACACGUUUCAUUUGGUCUGGUGUUUUCAAGGUGCAAUUUUUCACCUUCCUGUUUUGAGAUGGCAUUUUUUGUAUUAAGAGAAACCUUGGUAAGCAAAAUGGUUUAAGAACACCACAGGAUGAAGCGAAACAUUCUGGGUCAUGCAGUGUUCCAGGUAGGCAUGAAAUAAAAUCCGCUUUCUUUUCA